AACAGGUAAAAGGAGGCCACAUUUGUGGCCUGCGUUUGGAGGAGCCUUAGAAUUGGGACAGCCUUCGCGAGGUGUAGUGACGUAAUUGGCCUUCAAAUGCUCCUCCGAAGGAUGCAGACCCUGAAUAGAGGGACAGAAUUUGCCAAAGAAGAAAAAGAAGAACCCAGCGCUUUUCCAAUCCUCCGAAGCAGAAGGUGGCGGUAAUGCACACGUUAAACCAACUAAAAGAAGAAGAACGCCCAUUUUGCUCAGUCAUAUUAGGCACUGAAGUCGAAGUGUGCUGAAAUACCAACAGACAGGAGAGUACAAAGAGCUGCAAUGGACGGUGAUGUUGCGGUUGGUGUGAAGAGAGGCUCAGAUGAGCUCAACAUGUACAGUAGCAGCCCCAACUCUAUGACUGCGAACGGCAGUGACAGUAAGAAACAGCGUCUGGAUGAAUCCCCUCCCUCCAGAGUUCUCCACAUUAGGAAACUUCCCAAUGAAGUGUCAGAGACUGAGGUCAUUGCUCUGGGGCUGCCUUUUGGAAAGGUCACCAACAUACUGAUGCUGAAGGGGAAAAACCAGGCAUUUCUGGAGUUGGGUACAGAGGAAGCAGCCAUUACUAUGGUUAACUACUACACAGCUGUCACACCACAGGUCAGAAACACUCCUGUCUUCAUUCAGUACUCCAACCAUAAGGAACUGAAAACGGACUCUGCUCUGAACCAGAGGGCUCAGGCUGUAUUGCAGGCAGUGUCAGCAGUGCAGGAUGGAAGCUCGCCGUCUUCUGACCCUGGAGUUUUAGACCUAGCUCCACCUCCCAGCCCAGUCCUGCGAAUUAUCAUUGACAACAUGUUUUAUCCUGUGACACUGGAUGUUCUGCAACAGAUCUUCAGUAAGUUUGGGACCGUGAUGAAGAUAAUAACCUUCACCAAGAACAACCAGUUUCAGGCUCUUCUGCAGUUCAGCGACCCUGUCAAUGCACAGCAAGCUAAACUGUCUUUGGAUGGACAGAACAUCUACAAUUCAUGCUGUACUCUGCGGAUAGACUUCAGUAAACUGGUCAACCUCAAUGUCAAAUACAACAAUGAUAAGAGUCGAGACUACACCAGACCAGACCUUCCCACUGGAGAUGGAGAAUCAGCCAACAAGGAUCAUUCUUUAUUGGGUACCCCAUCUGGAGCGCUAGCGUCCUACUCUAGUGGAGGAGGUUACUCAUCUUCUCUCUCCAUCUCACAAGGUGGAGGAGCCAUUAGCCCACUGAGUGCUGCUGCAGCGGCUGCAGCAGCUGCUGGUCGUGUUGCUCUGUCUGGGUCUGGAGUAUCAGGAGUCCUACUGGCUUCCAACCUAAAUGAAGAGAUGGUCACGCCUCAAAGUCUCUUUACCCUCUUCGGAGUCUAUGGUGAUGUCCAGAGGGUGAAGAUUCUCUACAACAAGAAGGAUAGUGCUCUGAUACAGUUGUCUGAUGGGAACCAGGCUCAACUGGCCAUGAGCCAUUUGAAUGGUCAGAAGGUCUUUGGUAAAGUGAUGAGAGUAACACUGUCUAAACAUCAAACUGUGGCUCUGCCCAGAGAAGGAUUGGAUGACCAACUACUCACUAAAGACUUUUCUGGCUCACCCCUCCAUCGCUUUAAGAAGCCAGGAUCCAAAAACUUCCAGAACAUCUUCCCUCCGUCUGCAACGCUUCAUCUCUCCAAUAUCCGGGAUGGCGUUGGAGAGGAUGAUCUACGCCUUCUGUUCUCUAAUAGUGGAGGAACCGUCAAGGCCUUCAAGUUCUUCCAGGACCGUAAGAUGUCUUUGAUCCAGAUGUCAUCAGUAGAAGAAGCUAUCCAGGCUCUGAUGGAUCUCCACAACUAUGACAUGGGAGGGAAUCACCAUCUGAAAGUUUCCUUUUCAAAGUCAACCAUCUAACCCUUACACAUGCCUCUUAAACCCUAAACCAUAUGAUGAGCGAGGAAGUCGGUACCUUUUGUCUUCUUUUCAACAUCUUCUGUAAACCUCAUGUGCUAUACCCAAACAAUGCAUUAAGUAGUUUAAUAUUGGUAUCACUGAUUUGAAAUGUGCUUCAACAUCCAAAGCUUAAAAUUCAAAGUGUAAGACUAGAAAUAGUUGUCAAUCAAAAUACUGAGAAAAUCAAAAUUUCUCCUUGUAUAUUUUGUUGACCAGUAGAAGCCAUACAUACAAUCGUCUCACCCUUAAAGGUUUCAAAAGCGUGAAAAUUCCUGCUUUGAUCUAUAUCAAAUUUUAAACUUCUCUCGUGGUUUAACUUCUCGGCCUGCUGCAGUGAUUUACAAGUGUACAUUACUGGGUAGUUCGGUACAUGCUGAUGGUCACUGUCAAGUGUGGUGGUGCAACAGAAAAAACUCCUGACCACACACAACCACAGUCAUCAGUGCAGUAAUUCAGGGGGUGACAUUUAGAGAACAAUAAAACUCUUUAGCCUACUGUUACUCUUAAAGACAGUAGUUAAGAAUUUUUGGUUCUCUGUUUAAUCUCUAUCAUUGCUAAGUGGAAAUGGUAUUUCAUCAGGAUGGGUGUGGUUUUGUGGGAUGUUGCUGGGCAUGCUUUGGGGUAUUCCAAGAGCAUCUCAGCCUGUGUUAUGAGUGCAUGUUGUUUUCCUUUGUUGUGUAUUUGACCUCACAUCUAUGUACAUGGAAAGUAAUGGUAGUAUUAUAAGUUUUCUGCUGAAUAGCAUUGAUGAAUCCAGGAGAUAUAGAAGAAAGAGCCCUGCUUGAAGGUGUGUUUCAGAGCGCACUCACACCUGGCCGAAUUGCUCAGUACUGGCCAAAGCACAAUUGUCCCGCCCCCUCAGGCUCCCACUGAUCUGCACUCACUUUGCUCUGGCCACAACAAGGCCUGAGCACAGUUAUUUCUUGCACAUUCAUCAUCACAUCGUAGCACACAGAAAAUUACUUUAUGGACUUUUUUGUGGCUUGUCUCGUGUCGUAGACAGCCUCUCACAUUCCUGGAUUUCUUGAUAAUGCUAGGUGCCGUAAUACGCAUGAUUAUACUUCAUGCCCAAUUAAGCACCUGUGCUUAACCACACCUCUUGCAGGGCCAAUACAUACUCACACUAACAACAAACUUGACUUUUUGGGGGGUCAGAUGUGCUUGGGCACAGUACGGAUUGCCUAUUGUGAGAGUACCCUUAAAGCAGUGAUGCACUUGUCCUGAUCUCUGCAGUACUCUCGAAGAAUCACCACAAACAACGUAGCGCCCCAAAUUUAGUUACAAACACGUUUAUUUUACCACGGCGUCUUCACAAAUAGAAAAUAUAAACAUUACAGGAAACAGUGUGUUCUCACCAGCAAUAAGUAAACAAUAAAUGACUCCUGAAACAGCUGAAAGUGAACACAUAUAACAGUAAAACACAGCAGAUGUCUGAAAGAACAAACAGAGCGAGAGAAACUAAAGAGAUUCAGUCAGAGGCUACAAAAGUACAAUGUAUUUUAAAAACUGAUUUCUCUCAGGUUUCCUGCACAGACAUAAGUUCAGUAACAAUUUUAGGGGGAGACAGGUUCUUGUAAUUGAUAUUAUGCUAGUUGACGGCUGCAAUCUCAAGACUACACUGAGGCCUGCUCGGCUGGUUUGGCUCGGGGUGGCCAAAAAUGCUAGUAAAGUAAGCUGUAAAGACAGAGAACGAGCUGGAUGAAUGGAUCUUGUUCAUGUCUCUCAUGCAACCAGACUCAUUAACUUUUACUUUAAGACUUAAUGAAUUUAUUGUUUUCAGGAAUGGUUUUCAGGAAAAAAAAACAACAACAACAAAACCUUCUGGUUUAGGCACAAAAACUACCUGGUUAGGUUAAGGAAUUAACCUGGAUUAAAAUGCAACGAAUGACUACGAAUAGUGAAAAAAUGUAAAGUUUCAAAAAAUUAAGUUUGUAGUUACAAGACGCCCAGUGCAAGCUGAUGGUAGGCAUAUCUGGCACACAACACCGUGUGUGACACAGGACAGAAGGUGUUGCCCCCAGGUGAAAUACUGUACUUUCGAGAAAAUAAAGAGCAAGUAGCUGUUUUUUUAUAUUGGCCGAUCAAGUCAUUGACUGGUGUGCUGGAUUUUCUCUCAAGGUUAGAGUUUCUGUAUGGUAUGAUCUGUUAUUUUCUGUACUGUGUCGCUGCUACAGUCAUAUGACUCCUCUUUCCUGUUAGGUAGGCAGCCUAAUUUGCUGUUAUUGGAGGAUGUUUUUAGAACUGUGCCAUUUCUGACACACAUUCUCAGUGUGCUGGUUCACUUCUUCAAAUCUCAUUCUGAUCGCUUGUGUACUUUGACGCUCUCAAGUAUCAAGCAAAUUCUUCUACAUUUCUUCCACACUACAAGAAUAAAGGAGUGAACUUGGCUGUCACUAAAUAUUAAAGUGUGAUUUGUGCUGUUUUGCAUUACCAGCACCCAGAGUUACUUUGUAGCCAUUUUAGCACCCUACAUCAAACAGAUCUGCUGCACUACACAUAAUCACUUUACAUGUAGGUUUGAGGACAGAAUUACCUACAGUCCUCAAAGGGAAUAGAAUAAACUACUUUUUGUGCAGUGUAGUGCACUUUCUGAAUUUCAAGAGGCAGCUUUUCUUAACUGGCAUACCUUUUUCCUGUUCCCAUACAUGUACAAUCACUUGAAAGUUGUUUAUACGAUUUGAUUAAAAACACAAAGUUCCUUGUGGGGUCAUUCAAACGCAAUCUGGGAAAUGGUAAUCGGAAUCUGAAGCUAAUAGUGUUUGUUGGAGACAAAUGAUAAUUCAAUUCAUUACAAAAUAACUUGGAAUGUACUGACAUUAACACAUUGCUGAUGUAUAAUAAUAUGAAGGAUCUAAAGGUGAAGCUCUCCUUAAAGAAUAGAGCCACCUGUUAUAUUCCUGCUCAAAUCCCAUCGCUGUGUUUUAUAAAACAUUGCUGUGAGUGGGUGCACACACAAACACAUACAAGCUCUCUGUUUAAACAAGGUGUCAACAUGUGAUUCUGGUCUUGGUCUCUGAUUUUAGGAGACCGGUUGGGACCAAAGUACAUGUGCCUUUACUCAGUGGUUUUGAAUAUCUUAUUGGUGAUGUUUGUUGAUAUUGUGUUGUAAACCUGUAGAAACAGAUUAUUUUGUUAAUUGUUGUUUGUCUUAACAAUGUGAGUUUAUGUAUUAAGCAGAGAUGCACAGAAAACUGGAUCACUGUUCUAACAGAGGUUCUUAUUUUUCACUCAUCUCUGGUUCUUUGGUGCAGCUGCCACAUACUUUCUUGUAGGAGAUUGUACAUUUUGUACUUGAGUUUAUUUUCCUUUAUGGUAGAAUUAAUUUUUGGCCCAAAUUAAGUGUGUGUUUUCUACCAACAAGCGUGUGUGUGUGUGUGUGUGUGUGUGUGUGUGUGUGUGUGUGUGUGUGUGUGUUGGGACUAGGUCCAGGUAUCCACUCUCAUCUGUAAGUUGCCUAUGAAUAAACGCCUCUCACUGUUCA
Messenger RNA from Acanthopagrus latus (yellowfin seabream), 5410 nucleotides. RefSeq names its product polypyrimidine tract-binding protein 2-like. Gene Ontology annotation, biological process: regulation of RNA splicing; mRNA processing. Bases 319 to 1890 code for a protein of 523 amino acids. Gene Ontology annotation, cellular component: nucleus. Gene Ontology annotation, molecular function: mRNA binding. The transcript has 17 exons. The record is from RefSeq and is a predicted model, not a curated record. Lineage: Eukaryota; Metazoa; Chordata; Actinopteri; Spariformes; Sparidae.